Messenger RNA from Purpureocillium takamizusanense, 2101 nucleotides. RefSeq lists its product as uncharacterized. NCBI's taxonomy places the organism in Eukaryota, Fungi, Ascomycota, Sordariomycetes, Hypocreales, Ophiocordycipitaceae. The transcript has 4 exons. The record is from RefSeq and is a predicted model, not a curated record. The coding region runs from base 353 to 1990 and encodes 545 amino acids.
GCCUUUUGCUCUUUUUGGGCUGACCACCUCACCAAAAUAGACGACGGCGCAGGAGAGCAAACGCGCUGCGACUGCUUCCACUUUCACACCCUCGUCGCGCAUCAAGCAAGUGCGGCAACGCGUGGAUAAAGGCCUCUGAACCCUAACCGCCGCUCGCCCAUCGGGUACUUGGUUCCCGUGACGGCAUCCUCCGCCUCCAGAUGGAUCUUGCCGCUCGUUGACUGUAGAUCGGCCCUUCGCUCCAUCCAGCCCCCCCGAGUUGGCAUCACGAUUGCAACGUUCGUAUUACCCAUUGACCUCGUCCACCUUCUUGGGAGUGCCGUGCGCAUCGAGUACCGAACCAGUCGCCGCCAUGGGCUGGCAGGACUGCGAAGCGGCCCCGGCCAAGAAGCGCCUCAUCGUGCUCUGCGACGGCACCUGGAUGAACAGCGACUACGGCUACGUCAAGCCCGGCCUCCUCAGCGGCAAGGGCGGCCUUCAGGUGCCCUCCAACGUGACGCGCAUCUCGCGCUGCUUCAAGCGCCGGUGCGCCGACGGGACCCUGCAAAUCAUCAACUACGAGUCGGGCGUCGGCAGCGGGAGCAACAUGCUGGACAGCGUCACCGGCGGCGCCUUUGGCGUCGGCCUGGCAGAGCGCGUCCGCGAGGCCUAUGCCUACCUGUGCGCCAACUAUCGCGACGGCGACGAUAUCUUCCUCGUGGGCUUCUCCCGGGGCGCCUUCACCGCGCGCUCCGUCGCCGGCAUGAUUGGCAACCUAGGCCUUCUCACCCGCGAGGGCGUCGAGCACUUCUACCCCAUAUUCAAGGAUAUGCAGCACUGGAUGGACGACGACUACGACGACCCGUUCCCCAACAGCCCCUUCCCGGACAAGCCCAAGGGCCCGCAUGCCGACGACGAGUACCGCGUCCGCCUCGCCAAGAUGGGUUACACGCGCGUCGUGCAGCAGAACGGCGCACCCAUCACCAUCAAGGCCGUGUGCGUCUGGGACACGGUCGGCAGCUUGGGCAUCCCCCGCAUAGCCUGGCUCGAGAAGGUGGGGAUACGCCCGUCCAACGACGAGUACGACUGGCACGACACGGCCCUGUCCGACACGAUAGAGCACGCCUUUCAGGCGCUCGCUCUCGACGAGACACGGCCGCCAUUCAGUCCUGCCGUCUGGGAGCGCCCGCGGAGAAUGAGGCUCAGGACCGAUCUUAGGCAGGUCUGGUUUCCUGGAAACCAUGGCAACUGUGGAGGUGGCUGGGAUGACCAGGGCAUUGCCAACGCGACCCUGGCAUGGAUGAUGGACCAGAUGGCCAGUGUGGGCGUCGAGUUUGACAGGCCAUCCCUCGACCGCAUCAUCCAGCAGUCCACGGAAUUCUACAUGCUGCCUCACGCAAAGAAGCCUAGGAAGAGCCGCCGAGCCAUGCAGCAGUGGGCCGUGGAUUCCAUCUACGAGAGCAACCGGCCAAUUCGUCCAUGGGCUCUGGGCCAAAUCCAAAAGGACUCGAGCCUCCUCUUCAAACUCUCGGGGGAGACGACGCGGACACCAGGCGUCUACCGACAGGUCGACCCCAAGACGAAGCUCGAGAAGGGUAAGUUCCUGGAAGACACCAACGAGAGCGUCCAUAGCUCCGUGCGCGUGCGCCUGGCGUGCGAGGGACUGGGCCUGAACGAUCAGUCGAUAUGGACCUGCAAGGCACUCGCAGACUGGCGACUCAAACGCGUCACAAUCGCCCGGGAUGUUCCCAUGCGGGACGCGAGCGGCCGUGAAUUCUACAGGGAGCAGUUGGAAGAGCGCUGGGUGUGGAAGUACGUCGGGGACGACAGGCUCGCGCCCGAGGACCCGAACCAGAGGACCAUGUGGGAGGAGCCGUUGGGGUACUACGAGCGGUACCUGCUCGACAUAUCGGGUGGCUCGCCGAACGUGUUUGACCAUGCGGAGAAGAGGGCGAACAAAAGCAAGAGGCGGAAGCCGUCGUCACGGCCCAGAAGGCGGCGCCAACAAUGAGCGCCAAAGAGAACGAGGGGAUCGCGCUGUCUAUGACGAAGGACCAAGCUUGUUUUACCUGCACAUUAGAUACCACAUUGAAACCUCUAGAUAAUUUGAUAUAUUUUUCGA